Molecule: messenger RNA, 1353 nt
Organism: Botrytis byssoidea
Lineage: Eukaryota; Fungi; Ascomycota; Leotiomycetes; Helotiales; Sclerotiniaceae
Exons: 3
Coding region: 1-1353 (450 amino acids)
Source: RefSeq, a predicted model, not a curated record
AUGUUGGAUCCCGAUCUUUCUCGAGACGCCCUCGCCACCUUGAACGAAGAUGAAAGUCAACUCUUGAAAUUGCACGACAAAUCCAUCGCUAUCGAUAUCAAUCUUCUACGUACCAAGUACGAGCAUCAGCAGAAGCUGAACAACUUUGCAGCCAGAAAAGAUAUCUGGUAUGAGAGCGUUAAUCAAUUGUUCAAGAGCUUCCUUGGAUUACUUUCCGGUGGCCAGACUCUACUAAAUUCGAUGAAACUCACACAUGAUGAUAUCGAAGUAACUCUAGGAACGCAAGAUGAUGAGCACAGUAUCAACAAAGCAUGGGAAGAAAGCAUGAAAAAUAUGGCCGAGAGUCUUAUGACCGAGAAGUCUAGAAAUAUUUAUACUUACCACGAGCAAAAAAAGGAUAUCUUGAAAAGUAUCGGCAUCCUUCUUGAUACUCCAAAUUCUAUGAUCUCCACUAUCGACAAUAACAAUGAAGCUUCUACCGACCAUGCUCAGUCGCUAGUCACCGCUUUGGCCGAAAAUGCUUCUCUCAAAUUAGAAAUUGCAAAGGUCGAGUAUGAAUUAGGACGUGUUAGAAGCCUUGGGUACUACACUGGUGGUACCUCAUCACAAGAAAUCUUAACCUUGAAGCAGAAAUUGGAACAAGUUGAAGAUGAAAAGGCUGAACUCGUUUUGAGACUUUCUGCUACCGAGGAUGAACUUGAAUCGACACAGGCAUCGCUUACCGAUGCAUACACAGAGAUGGAGAGCCUGGAAUACAAGCUGAAUGGGAAGAAUCAUCCAAAUCAUGAUCUUCGUACACUUGCCGUUAAUGUCCGCCUUCGCUUUCUGAACCAAGCAACUCGACGCAACAAUCGUGGCAAUUAUACAGCAGUACGUGGUCUUAAAGCCACCGAUGUGAACGCUAUUGAGCGUGGCUCAGCUGCUGUACAUGGUGGAGAUGUCCGAACGGAUGCCUUCAUGAUUCGGAAUAACAUACACAACAAGUUCAAAGAUGGCUAUGAAUCGCUUUUCUUACGUAUUUAUGGUGUCUCUGUCGACGAGGUAUCUCAAGGAAGAGAUGGCAAGUAUCGUCUUGGCUCCAAAUUUGUCGAAAUAGCGGAUUUAAGAGGCACAAUGUCGCACUGUUUGUCGUUCUCCGAACUUUCACACGAUCAGGGAAUGGAUUAUAGGUUUGACGGUCUACGAUUUGAGUGUGAUUCUAUUUAUCAAGAAUAUCUUGGACAAUCAGGAUCGGUAGCUAAGGCACAAGAUGCAUUCAAUAAUGACCAAAUCAUCGAUGCACACCUUAUCACCAUGGGAAAUAUAGCUGAUCACAUUGUUGGCCUAAAGAAGCAAAGACUCAGAGGCGAGUAA